ACUUACAAGUCCUAAAACCACUUUGGCAGUUAUUGGUCUAACUGACAAUUCUCUGCCACCAUGGAGGAAGGUACAAAGUUAGAGUACAAUUCUGUAAGGAAUUGCAAAAUGAAAGGAAAAGGUGGAUUUAGAGCUUCUUCCUUCAUCUAUGGUUUUGUGGGAUUAGACAACAUUGGAUUUGUAGCAAACAUGGUGAGCAUGGUACUAUACUUGUCAUUCAAGAUGCAUUUCGACCUGAGUGGUUCAGCCAACACGGUCACCAACUUGUUAGGCUCAACAUAUUUGCUCUCUAUAAUUGGUGGUUUCAUUUCUGAUACUUACCUCAACAGAUUCAACACCAUUAUCAUUUUUGGAACUGCUGAAAUACUCGCAUGGGCGUUGAUGACAAUUCAAGCUCGUUACUCAUUUUUGCAACCAAAGGCAAAUUCAUUAGAAGGUGGAAUAGCAGUAUUGUUCUAUGUAUCAGUGUGUUUGUUAGCAUUGGGUACUGGUGGUGUUAGGGGAGCUUUACCAGCAUUGGGUGCAGAUCAAUUUGAUGAGAAUAAUUCAAAAGGAGCAGUUGGAAAAUACUUCAACUGGCUAUUGUUAAGCUCAGUGUCAGGUUCAGCUAUUGGUGUAACAAUUAUUGUUUGGAUUAGCACUAGCAAAGGUUGGUGGAUGGGUUUCCUCAUUAGUUUUGCUACUACUUUUCUUGGUUUCAUUAUUUUUAUCUUUGGAAAGCCAUUCUAUCAACUUCAACUUCCUGCUCAAACCCCACCACUUACAAGGAUACUCCAGGUUAUCGUUGCGGCGAUCAGAAACCGAAAGCUGCAAUUACCAGAUAACCCUGAACAAUUGUAUGAGAAAGACUCAGAUUCAUCAGACCCAAAAAUUGCUCAUACUAAUCAAUUCAGGUGUUUAGACAAAGCUGCAGUUGUUCCAAAAAGUGUUGAAAUAACAGAAUGGAGAGUUUGCACAGUGAGUAAAGUGGAAGAAGUGAAAAUAGUAACAAGAAUGUUGCCUAUAAUAGGCAGCACCAUUAUAAUGAACACAUGUUUAGCACAGCUUCAAACAUUCUCAGUCCAACAAGGUUAUCGAAUGAAUCGUCAUUUUGGUUCCUUUGAAGUACCAGCACCAUCAGUACCAGUCAUUCCAUUACUCUUCAUGUGUAUUCUCAUACCUAUUUAUGAUUUAUUAUUCGUCCCAUUUGCUCGUAAAAUCACAAAUCAUCCCUCUGGAAUCACACAACUCCAACGUGUAGGCGUUGGAUUAGUCCUAUCCAUCAUCUCUAUGGGUAUAGCUGCAUUGGUUGAGAUAAAAAGGAAGAAUCAAUCAUUGAAAAAUCCAUUGCAACCUAUACAUGUGUUUUGGCUAUCUUUCCAAUAUGCAAUAUUUGGUAUUGCUGACAUGUUUACAUUAGUUGGAAUGCUUGAGUUUUUUUACAAAGAAGCACCUAUUGGAAUGAGGUCACUUUCUACUUCAUUUACAUGGAUUUCACUAUCGUUUGGAUACUUUUUGAGCAGCGCGUUUGUUGACAUUAUCAACUCAGUUACUAAAAGAGUUUCUUCAAGUAAAAAAGGAUGGUUGGAUGGACAAGAUUUGGAUCAGAAUAAUUUGCAACUUUUCUAUUGGUUUUUGGCUAUUCUAAGUUGCCUCAACUUUAUAAAUUAUAUUUAUUGGGCUUGUUGGUACAAGUAUAAAUCAGAUGAUCAUCAGACCUCAGCUAAUGAUAUUGUUUUGCCUAAAUCAGCUUCUGUUAGUAGGGUGCCAUUUCUCAAGGUAGAUCAUGAAAAUGAUGUCACACUACAAGGAUUGGAGGAUCACAAGAAUUAAAUAUGUUUUUAAUUAAAUGCUUUGUCUUUGUGGGGUGUGUUUUCAUUCUUUUUGAGUUGAUUGAAAUUUAAUCAGAUUGUCAAAGCUUGAAAUUAAAUGAAGUAUCUACUGUUCAUUCA
Molecule: messenger RNA, 1931 nt
Organism: Solanum verrucosum
Lineage: Eukaryota; Viridiplantae; Streptophyta; Magnoliopsida; Solanales; Solanaceae
Product: protein NRT1/ PTR FAMILY 4.5-like
Exons: 6
Coding region: 61-1812 (583 amino acids)
Biological process (GO): transmembrane transport
Cellular component (GO): membrane
Molecular function (GO): transmembrane transporter activity
Source: RefSeq, a predicted model, not a curated record